This is a messenger RNA of Papaver somniferum (opium poppy), 1932 nucleotides long. RefSeq names its product chaperone protein DnaJ-like. Bases 27 to 1541 code for a protein of 504 amino acids. Gene Ontology annotation, biological process: response to heat; protein refolding. NCBI's taxonomy places the organism in Eukaryota, Viridiplantae, Streptophyta, Magnoliopsida, Ranunculales, Papaveraceae. Gene Ontology annotation, molecular function: ATP binding; heat shock protein binding. The record is from RefSeq and is a predicted model, not a curated record. Gene Ontology annotation, cellular component: cytoplasm. The transcript has 11 exons.
AUUAAAAUAAAUAAAUAAAAAUAAUAAUGGCAAUCUCAUCGUCAGUUUCAUCCACUCCAUCUUCUUUAGGGUUCAUCAUUUCUGAACAAAAACCUACAUUAUUUUCAUCCAGUCGAAACUCUAAUUACUCUAUUAGUAGUAGUAGACAUAAAAAACCCUUACAAUCUCUUUAUUCUUCAUACAAUCAGAACAUUAGUAACAAUAAAUUCUUCUUCUCAUCAUCAUCAUUUUCUUCAGCUCGUAAACGUCGUUUCGGUGGUAUUGUGAUUAGAGCAGCCGCUGAUUAUUAUUCAACACUUGGUGUUCCAAAAUCUGCUACCAGUAAAGAUAUUAAAGCCGCUUACAGAAGAUUAGCCCGUCAGUAUCAUCCUGAUGUCAACAAGGAACCUGGAGCAACUGAUAAAUUUAAGGAGAUUAGCGCUGCAUAUGAGGUGCUAUCAGAUGAACAAAAGAGGUCUAUGUAUGAUCAAUAUGGUGAAGCUGGAGUUAAGAGCUCUGUAGGAGGUGGUGGAGCUUAUGCGGCUAAUCCCUUUGACCUGUUCGAGACUUUCUUUGGAGGAAGUAUGGGUGGAUUCUCUGGAAUGGACCAAACGGCAUAUGGAAAUCGCCGUCGUAGUACAGUUAUUAAAGGUGACGAUAUACGGUAUGACAUGACGUUGGAGUUUACUGAAGCUAUCUAUGGGGCUGAAAAAGAAUUUGAACUUUCCCAUUUGGAAACAUGUGCUGUUUGCUCUGGUUCUGGAUCAAAAGUAGGGUCAAAGAUGAGAAUAUGCUCCACCUGUGGUGGCCGGGGGCAGGUUAUGCGAACAGAACAGACAGCUUUUGGUCUGUUUUCCCAGGUAUCUGUCUGUCCUACCUGUGGUGGAAAUGGUGAAGUAAUUUCUGAAUUUUGUCGGAAGUGUUCUGGUGAAGGACGUAUCCGUGUUAAGAAAGAUAUAAAAGUUAAGGUUCCUCCAGGAGUCAAUAAGGGAAGUAUUCUACGAGUCGCCGGAGAGGGUGAUGCAGGACCUAAAGGCGGGCCUCCAGGAGAUCUUUAUGUGUAUCUUGACGUAGUGGACAUUCCUGAGAUCCAAAGAGAUGGUAUAAACUUCAACUCAACAGUUUCCAUCAGCUAUAUUGAUGCUAUCUUGGGGACUAUUAUAAAGGUGAAGACAGUUGAUGGGAUGACUGAACUACAGAUUCCUCCUGGUAUUCAGCCGGGUGAUGUAGUUGUUUUGGCAAAAAAAGGUGCUCCAAAGCUAAACAGAGCAUCAAUUCGUGGUGACCAUUUAUUCACCAUUAAAGUAACUAUACCAAAUCGUAUCAGUGCAAGGGAGCGUGAAUUACUUGAAGAACUCGCGAUAUUAAAUGACACCAGUGCCAGCCGUCCACGCACCCGUCCUAAACCCCAGCCUCCCGCUGAAAUCACAGAAAGUCAGGUGGAUGUGGAGUCAGAGAAGUCUGACGAAUCUGAAGAGGAAAUUGAUUUAUGGAAGACGCUGAAAGACUUUGCGGGGUCUGUUGCAAAUGGAGCCCUGAAGUGGCUAAAGGAUAAUCUUUAAUCCAGGGAAAAGGUUACACAGGUAAACAUAAUGAUUCUAUCUUCAUCCCUCUGCUAGGAGCCAUCAAUUUUUUGCCUCUGAAGUGGCCUCAAGCAUCAUGCAAUCAUUUAUCCCUAAAAAGAUUAUGAGUGAGCCGUUUUUUGAAGAAAAUUAGAUUGUAUGUUAAGAACUUAAAUCGGCCACCAUAGAAAAGAUACGAUUCCUGAUUCUCCUUGUAAAUUUCAUUAUUAGAUGGAUUAGCUCAAAUUUUUUCGGGGAAGUGUAAGAUACAGUAUGAUCCAAUACUAGUAUUCUUUGUAAUAAUAAUGAACUUUCGCUUUACGAUUGUGAAUGAACUUCCUCAAAACACUAUACGAGUUUUGGAAAAGCUUAUUUUAUUGUUGGUUCUCAU